Messenger RNA from Gracilinanus agilis (Agile Gracile Mouse Opossum), 3270 nucleotides. It is a transcript of the gene IQCH, whose product is annotated as IQ motif containing H. The record is from RefSeq and is a predicted model, not a curated record. NCBI's taxonomy places the organism in Eukaryota, Metazoa, Chordata, Mammalia, Didelphimorphia, Didelphidae. The transcript is spliced from 21 exons. The coding region runs from base 103 to 3270 and encodes 1055 amino acids. Gene Ontology annotation, molecular function: protein binding.
GAAGAUCUUUAUCAGCUAAAGAGAGAGAUAGCACACAUUCCAGAGGAUGGAAAAGAUCUUGUUGACAUUCAGGCUCUUGAAACAGCAAUCGAAAGAACCAAGAUGGGGAUAAGAUUACAUGUUGAGAGCUAUUUAAGUACUGUAAAUCAACACGUGUUAACAGCGCCUAUUGAAGAAGAAGAAACAAUUCUUAAAAAGACUACUAAACAGUGGCGCCCAGUUGGUGAUAUUCCUCUGAAGCCAUUUCUGUUUCCACAAGAACCUAUAAUUAAAACAUGGCCAAGUAAAAUACAGGGAAGAACUGGUCCAUUCAUUCAACCAAGUGCAAAGAUAAAGGCAGGGCUGCAUUUUAAAGUCAUGCAUGAUCCUGAACAUGCUGGCCACAGAGCUGCUUUAAAUAAGGCCUAUGGAAUCACUUUGCCAUUUAUUAAUAAGAGAAAACCAACACAUGCACAGUUUCAGAAGAUAGUAAAAGGAACUACUGUUGAAACCCUCACUGUUUUGCCAUCUUGCCGUAGGAAUUCUUAUUUCACUCCUCUACCUAUCCUUGAAAAAGAUGCAAAGAAAGGUAUUUUGAGUAUGAUUCAACGAGGACUGAUCCCACCAGCAGCAAAGAUUACUCUUGAAAAUCCACCUAUUGCACCGAAAAGUAUUUUCUUUCCUUCUUGUAAACAGCCUAAGCCAAAAAGUAGAGUCAACAAUUACACAGCCACCCCUAAGACACAGAACCAGGUGGAGGGUGGAUUCUUUCUUGAUGUUGUAGUCAGACAGGGUACGGCCAUCUUCCAGCUGCUUGCCUGCAAAGAUGAGCCUCUGCUGCACCAGUUCUUUGGAAGCAAAGCUAAGUAUAGCCACAGGCUUUUUCCAUCAGAACGCAUGCCACUUGCCUUCUCCCGGGAGCUGAAGCCUUUCCUGCCAAUGUCUAUGUUGGCUAAAGAAAGAAUUGCUUCUGUUCCCAAAGUGACACCCACUUCGCUACCUUCGCGAAGCCUUAUGGAUUAUGAUUUUUUUAUUUACAAUGGCAAGAUAGAUCAGAAUGCUUCAGAUUUCAUAGCCUUCAAAGAACAUUUUUGUUUAUCUUGGGGAAAUAUCUUUUCUCUCUUGGAAUGCAUUGAAAAGUUUCUCAAGGACUAUGCAAUACCAGAAGUCAAGAUAAAAGGGAAAUAUUUGAUAGCACUUCUUCCUGACUUUGAACUCAAUACUAGGCCUUCUAAAAUUGACCUCUUAUCAGUGUUAGAGAAUCCAUCUAAUAUCCUCAAGUUAAUUAGUCAGCCAGGCCGGAGAUACAGAGGGCAAAGGGGAUUCGAGGAAGCUGUCAUCAAGAUCCAAGCAACAUGGCGAUGCUACCAGGCCAGAAAAGCCUAUUUUACUUUCCGGCAACAGAAGUGGGCUGCAGGUGUGAUUGCCAUCAGCUGGCUUUUGCACGGUCACAGGGGCCGAUUGAAAAAGAUCCUGAAGGAGGCACGUUUAAAACAACUGGAGAAUUUCCACAUUCGAGCCAAGCAUCUGGCAGCCAACUGGAAUCGCAUCAGGACCUCCAGGAGGACUAUUAUCCAUAUCCCAUCAUUAGGAUUCUCCCACUCUGUACGGUCAAAUAUCGUUGAUUUCAAUACGCAACAGAACUUGCAGCUGGGAAGACUGUGUGACAUACUAGAUACCAAUGUGGAUGUCAUCUACAUCUGCCCCCUUGAAAUGCCUGAAGAAUUGACGAAGUAUUACAAUAAGUUCCUGGGUCUACAGACAGCUGUCAUAUCUGGGGACCCUGAGGACAUAAGUGACCUGUCGGACAGGUUCAGAAUUCUCUGCCCUGAAGCUGUAGACUUCUUCCCUAGACAUCAUAUGUGCCUGGCCACUCAUCUCAGGUACAGUCCCCAGACAAUCAAAAGAAUAAAAAACCUCAUCCAAGGAAAAGAGGCAUAUAUUGUUGGCGGGCUUAUCCACAAAGAUGAUUUAGCUGUGGCCGACAUGUUAAAUGUGCCUAUUCUAGGCCCAGAGCCCGAAGUGGCUCAAAUCUAUAGUACCAAGUCUGGAAGUAAACGGAUCUUUGCCAGCGCCUGUGUACCAGUCCCUCCUGGGGUUUAUGAUGUCUAUAAUUUCCGACAGAUGGUGGAAAGCUUAAGUCAACUCAUUGUUGAUAAUCUGGAUGUGCAGCGCUGGAUAUUUAAAGUGGACAGUGACUUUAGAGGCAAUGGAACUGCAUAUUGUGACAUCCUUUCCCACCUAAAUUGCUAUAGUUGGGUCUUGCGGGAAAGUCACAAAUAUGGAGCCAGCGACUGGAGUAAGAAAUGGGCACAUGAGCCAGCUAUGGAGAAGAUCUCCGAGGAGCUGGCGGGCAUUUUAGCACAGCACGCACAGGCAGUCAAUGAGAAACGAUUCCCUACAUGGGAAAAAUUCCUCCAUACAUUUCUCAGACAAGGUGGUGUGAUCGAGGCAUUUCCACCCUCUGAAAGUAUGACCAAUUUGACUGUGGAUAUGCUGAUAGAGCCAACAGGAGAAAUAAAGAUGCUUUCAACAGGGGACCAGCUCCAUGCAGAUGGCCCUUUUCGCUACUCUGGCUUCAGCAUGCCACAGUCGUCCAUUGAACCAGAGGUUCUCAACUCAUUGUGUUUUCAAGUAGGAUAUGCCUGUAAAAAUAGAGGCGUUGUUGGUUAUUUUUCUAUUGACCUGGUGACCUUUAUCCAUCCAGAUUCCUUGGAACAGCAGAUAUGGGCAACAGACCUUGAAAUUUUUUAUAGCGACCAGCUUUCCUUGGCACAGCUCGUCUUGUAUAUGACCAGAGGACAUCUGGAUUUCAGUUCUAGUGUCUUAGAAGUGGCACCCUCUAUAAAGAAACUUAAUAAGUCAAUCAAAGAGAUGGAGCUAGAACCACUUGCUACAUCCAUUCGCUAUGCAGUAGUAUCCAGCCAGCUGAUUCACAGCAACCUCUCCCUAGUCUUCCACAGUGUUUUCCUCCAGAUGUGUAAGGCCCAUGGCAUUGCAUACGAUGUUGAGGAAAAACAAGGAACAACGUUUAUAUUUUUUGAAACUCAGAAGAGGAAUAGAUUGGGCAUGUUAACAAUCGGAGAGGAUCUCCAGGGGGUCCUCAUGACCUUUGCUCACAAUCUCUUCAUCAUCCAUCAAGAAAUAUCAUCACCUAAUAUGCAAGGCGAGACCAAUUUUAAGAGGUUAAUUGAUGAUAUUGAAACAGUCCUGGGAGUUACGGCAGAAAACAAAAUGAGAUUUAAAGAGCAAACUACCAUCAUUAAAGAAACGUUUUUCAGAGAAUUAUAG